Molecule: messenger RNA, 3496 nt
Organism: Gadus macrocephalus (Pacific cod)
Lineage: Eukaryota; Metazoa; Chordata; Actinopteri; Gadiformes; Gadidae
Gene: fap
Product: fibroblast activation protein, alpha
Exons: 26
Coding region: 239-2479 (746 amino acids)
Biological process (GO): proteolysis
Molecular function (GO): serine-type endopeptidase activity; dipeptidyl-peptidase activity
Source: RefSeq, a predicted model, not a curated record
GGUCUGCAGGAGGAGGAGGAGGAGGUUGGAGGAGCCAGGGGUUCGAGAGGCACCAACGCAUCGCUUUCUACUGGGCUUUUUGUUCUAUUAAGUUCCGAACAUUAUCUUAUUCCAUGGAAUUAGGAAAUUAACCUCGGGAGAUUGGACAUCUAAAUCUGCUUCUUCGUCGGCAGUCGUGAAGGGAUUUUAAAGGUUGUGAAGGACGAGUCCAGUGAAUGAAGAUCAGUCCAUCAGCAGAAUGGGUGGCGGAAAGGUGUUGUGGAUUGGCGUGGCGGCGGCUGCCAUCACCUUCUUUAUAAUUAUCCCGGUGGCAGUUCACCUGAACAGAGCUAAUGAUGCUAAUAAAAGGUCCUACACCCUUGACGACUAUUUUAAUUCCACCAUCAAAUGGAAAUCCUAUAAACUACGAUGGAUCUCAGAUAACACUUAUCUUCAUAAAAGGGAAGGAAAUGUGUUCCUCUACAACGUUGAAACCAAGGAGGAGUCUCUGUACCUGAGCAACCUCACGUUUGCCAGCGUGGACGCCAUAGACUACCUGCUGUCGGGGGAUCAGAAGUACGUCAGCCUCGAGAGCAACUAUACCAAGCAAUGGAGACACUCCUACACUGCCUCCUACUCCAUCUUCAGCCGCGAGAGCUUAACAUUCCUGACUUUUCCGGAUAUUCCAGAGAAAGUGCAGUACUUCAGUUGGGCGCCCACCGGGAACGCAUACGCUUACAUCUCAGACUUCAACAUCUACCUGACGGCCACCGUGACCUCUGAACCCGUCCAAGUGACCUUCAACGGGAAGAAGAACGAGAUCCUGAACGGAGUCCCCGACUGGGCGUACGAGGAGGAGGUGCUGGCCUCCAACGAGGCUGUGUGGUGGUCGACCUCCUCCCGCUUCCUGGCCUUCCUGCAGAUCAACGACAGCCAGGUGCACAGCGUGGAGUUCACCUUCUACGGCUCAGAGCAGUACCCUGUAACCAGAGCUGUCCCCUACCCCAAGGCCGGCUCCACCCUGCCGCGGGCCCGGCUGCUGGUCGUGGAGGCGGCGGACCCUUCUAGACUCAAUGAGGUCGAGCCCCCCGAUGCCGUCACCACCGGCGAUUACUUCCUGAGCUCAGUGACCUGGGUGACGGACGAGCGCGUCGCCGUCCAGUGGCUCAACCGACGGCAGAACCGCGUCCACGUCCAGAUCUACGACUCUGAGGGGGGCCGCUGGAGAGAGGGGCAGAGCUUCGUCCAGACCAGCGGGACGGGCUGGGUGGGCCAUUACUCCCCGCUCCCCCUGUUCUUUGCGGCGGACAACAUUAGUUUCUACAAAGUGAUGAGCGACUCGCUGGGCUACAAACACAUCCAUCAUGUCAGAGACGGCGUUGCUGUCCCAGUCACUUCAGGCCAAUGGGAGGUCAUCUACAUAACCAAACUCACCACAGACGCCAUAUAUUAUAUAAGUAACGAACACAACGCACCAGGGGUGAGAAAUGUUUAUAGGCUGGGCAUCGGGAGCAGCGUGGCCCCGCCCCACUGUCUGAGCUGCGACGUGAGGAGGGACCGGUGUCAGUACAGCUUAGCCUACAUGAGCGCCAACGCCUCCUACUGCCGCAUGGACUGCUACGGCCCGGGGCUGCCCAUCUUCACCCUGAGGGACAACAGAGGAGCCGGAGAAGAGCUGAAGGUUCUGGAGGACAACUCAGAGAUCCAGAGCCUUCUGGAUCAGUUCCACCUGCCCACUGUGAGGCGAGGCACACUGAAGAUCGCAGGGUUUGAUCUGUGGUAUCAGAUGUUGCUGCCGCCAAACUUCAAGAAGUCCCAGAAGUAUCCUCUUCUUAUCGACGUGUACGGAGGCCCCUGCAGUCAAAAGGUGGACUAUGGUUUCCGGCUGAACUGGGGCACCUACCUGGCCAGUACCGAGGGCAUCAUAGUGGCCAGCUUCGAUGGGAGGGGAAGUGGAUAUCAAGGAGACCACAUCAUGCACUCCAUCUACAAGCGGCUCGGCACCUACGAAGUUGAGGACCAGAUGACCGCCGUCAGGCAUUUCAUUGAUUUGGGUUUCAUUGACAAAGAGAGGAUUGCUAUUUGGGGCUGGUCUUAUGGCGGUUAUGUGGCCUCCAUGGCGCUGGGGGCUGGAAGCGGACUCUUCAAGUGUGGAGUCGCCGUGGCUCCAGUGGCCAAGUGGGAGUAUUAUGAUGCAGUAUAUACUGAGCGCUACAUGGGCACGCCCGUAGACAACGUGGAUGCGUACCAGAAUUCCACUGUGACAAGAAGAGCAAAUAACUUCAAGAACGUGGAUUAUCUACUGGUCCAUGGAACAGCUGAUGAUAAUGUCCACUUCCAACAAGCAGCCCAGAUAUCUAAAGCGCUGGUGGAGGAGCAGGUGGACUUUGAGGCGAUGUGGUACGCAGACAUGGACCACGGCCUGGGCGGCUCCGCCACCCAACACGUCUACACGCACAUCAGCCGCUUCCUGCACAAGUGUCUGGUCCGCCCCCAAUAGGGCCAGCUUCCUGAACAGGAUUCUGGUCCGCCCCCAAUAGGGCCAGCUUCCUGAACAGGAGUCUGGUCCGCCCCCGACAGGGCCAGCUUCCUGAACAGGAGUCUGGUCCGCCCCUCGAUAGGGCCAGCUUCCUGAACAGGAUUCUGGUCCGCCCCGGAGUCUGGUCCGUCCCCGAUAGGGCCAGCUUCCUGAACAGGAGUCUGGUCCGCCCCCGAUAGGGCCAGCUUCCUGAACAGGAGUCUGGUCCGCCCCCGAUAGGGCCAGCUUCCUGAACAGGAGUCUGGUCCGCCCCCGAUAGGGCCAGCUUCCUGAACAGGAGUCUGGUCCGCCCCCGAUAGGGCCAGCUUCCUGAACAGGAGUCUGGUCCGCCCCCAACAGGGCCAGCUUCCUGAACAGGAGUCUGGUCCGCCCCCAAUAGGGCCAUGUUCCUGAACAGGAGUCUGGUCCGCCCCCAAUAGGGCCAGCUUCCUGAACAGGAUUCUGGUCCGCCCCCAACAGGGCCAGCUUCCUGAACAGGAGUCUGGUCCGCCCCCAACAGGGCCAGCUUCCUGAACAGGAGUCUGGUCCGCCCCCAAUAGGGCCAGCUUCCUGAACAGGAGUCUGGUCCGCCCCCAACAGGGCCAGCUUCCUGAACAGGAGUCUGGUCCGCCCCCAAUAGGGCCAGCUUCCUGAACAGGAGUCUGGUCCGCCCCCAACAGGGCCAGCUUCCUGAACAGGAGUCUGCUGACGCAAUGCAUCCUGGGUCCAUGCUUCUGCUUUUCGGAUAUUGUUCAUGUUGUAUUAAUGUAUAUUUUGAAGCCGUACGUAUGACUAUGUGUUUGGAUUCACUCUGUAGGGACAAAAUGUGAGCUUAUGUAAUCUAAAGGUGUGAUAUUGGAGCCACUGUGUUUAUAAAAGUGUUUUAUAUCCUACAAAAAGCUGGUGAACAAGUCAAUGAAACGAUGAAACUCUUUUUAAUGUUCUCGUGUGAUGUACCUGUUACCUUGAUAAAAUUAAAGAUCAGCUGAAUAAAAGUCA